Messenger RNA from Maudiozyma saulgeensis, 6468 nucleotides. The record is from the annotation of a GenBank genome assembly. Lineage: Eukaryota; Fungi; Ascomycota; Saccharomycetes; Saccharomycetales; Saccharomycetaceae.
AUGAAAGGAUUCUUGUGGUCUAAGAACAAAAAAUCCUCAAAUAACAAAAAUAAUGACAAGGCAAGUCAUCAUUCAAAACGAUCUACUUCGUCAUCUUCGUCGUCAUCCUCACUAAAUGUUUUACCUCAAACCACAACAACGGAGGCGUUGACUAAUUCAUUACGCGACAGAAGUUCAAGUUCAAAUUUAUCUGUGUCUUCAAGUCGUCAACAUCAUUUGUCAAAACAUAGCAUCAAAUCAAUUGGUCAUUUACCCUUGGAAUCCAUGAAAAGACAAAGCUCUUUGUCAACUACAGAUCAUCAUUCCACAGAGAGGAAACUUUAUAGUUCUGAUGGACAUGCAAGAUCAACAAGAAGUAUAUUAUCGAAUCAUCAUGCAAAUUUAUCCUCUCAUAAUCAUCAAAGGGAUGAUACAGAAUCAAUUAUUUCUGAUGAGACUGCCACAACUGUCAAUGCAUCUAUUACUUCUAGAGAGGAUUUACAUACAAACCAUAUAAGUAAAGAAGAUAUUGGAAGUCCCGUCUUAUCUCCAGUGAAUUCUUCUUCACACGGAUCUGAGAUUAGAAAACUUAAUACUACUAAAUCCUCAUUAUCAAACGAACAACAACGGAGAAGAGAUACAAUUUCAAGAAUGCUUGUACAUCUUAAUGAUGAUAAUUUUGAUACUACCACCUUUAAAAUUGGUUGGGUGAAUAGAUCACAUGGACAAAUCAUGUCUCAACAACAACCACAUACUCAAUUACCUCACUCGAGCUCUAGUCAGCAUUUAAGAGAGAGAAAAAUGUCUCAUAGAGAAAGUGUACUAUUUGGAGCAGAUAUGCUAGCUCAAUUGAACGGUAUGGAGACAGAAUCAAAUAGAGACUCCGUUCGUUUAGAUUUAGGAAACCAAAGAAAUAGUACUAUGCUUGAUGCACAAACUAUGGUUCCAGAUUACAGAAUUUAUCGUGCAGAAUUAAAAGGUUGCCUAUUAACUUUAUACAAAGAUGGGCUUGGUAGUAAUAUAAAAUAUUUUGAUCCAACUGCUAUUCCACCUGAUGUGAAUGAACCGCAACAGGUUGAAGACCCUAACAAGAUAGACUUAAAUGAUAAUAAACAAAACUCACAACAAUUACUAAAUAAACGAGCAACAAUAGCAGGAUCGAAAUAUUCUAUCACAGACACUCCGUCAUCCAAGAGAGAAAUUAAUCUAGAUCAAAAUAAAGAACAUGUAGACCCUAAAACUAUAUUGCCUUCAGAUAUAAAAUAUUUGAGUGAAAAAUACCCACAUCCAAAUUUAAAAUUAGAUAAUGAAGGUAGAAUUAUUGGUGGUGACGUCGAAAGUUUAUGCCAUGCCGUUUUAUUUUCACCAAUGUCUUCAGGAAAACAUAGUACUAGUACAAGCAAAAAGCAAAGAACAAUUGUUAAUAUCUUGUUGCUUCUACCACUGGUUGACUAUUUUAUCAAAUUUAUUACAACUUUCAAUCAAUUUGGUCUUACUUUCACAAAACACAAGAUGAAAUUAACAACAACUUCAUUACAAUAUCAUAAUAUUACAAAUGAUAUGGACGACCAACUCUCAGAGAGAUUAGCCCUAGUUGGGAAAACUAUUCUUGACAUCAUGCCAGGGUUUUUACUAGACGAACAAAUAUUCCAAGCUACCAUUGCAUUACUUAACACAAUAUCGCUUCAUAACGACGAGAUAUCAAAUAGCUUAAAAAUCUCAAUAGCUAAUAGACACAACGAGAUGACAUCAUUAACUUCAUAUAUCAACGUUGAUGUAUCUGUUUCUCAGAGUAAUUCAUCCGCAAAUAAACCUAGUGGAAACAAUUUGCUAAAUGACAUUCUGGAUUUCAAAAAAUUUCUUGACAUUGACAGCACUUCUUUUGCCAGUGAGGUUCACUCAAUUAACUUGAAGUUCGAUAAAGUAUGGACCCCGCGAGAGGAUUAUUCCUUAUUAUAUUCGUCAAAGUAUAUUAAUCAAAACAUAUUAGUUCUAAAUCCUUUGGUAUUUAAUAAUUCUGAGAAUUUACACUUCUUAGGGAGAUUACUCGUCUGUCAUUUGUUUCCUUCUGAUCCAUCAUCAAUUACACCAAAAAUGAGAGCUAAAGUUUUAAGAAAAUGGGUUCAAUUAGGUUGCAAAUUCGAACAUUUAGGUGACAUGGUAUCAUGGUUAGCAAUCGCUACAGUAUUGUGUUCUGUACCUGUCCUUAGAUUAUUUAAAUCAUGGCAAUAUGUCUCCGAAACCACGUUAAAGAUUAUAUUCAAAGAUUGGGUUCCAACAAUUGCUCAAUUAGAGAGAAGACAAGCCUCAUCAAAGUCAACCAGCAGUGUAUUCAUUUUAGCUCCUCCAAAUUUAAAUGAUCCAUUUAUCAGGGAAAAUGUAAUCUCGUAUUUCGGAGAUUUAAUAAUAUAUGCUGACGAUUUAUCUCAAAACAUCAAAUUUAAGUAUCUCGAGAAAAAGAUCAACAGGACAAAAAAUGCAUUCCACAAAUGGCAACAAAGACUGGAAACAGUAAGAAAAACAUCGAAGGAGCCUAUCAAAGUUAAUGAUAAUGAGAAGGUCGAUCCAAAAGCAAGCAGUAUUUACCAGUUCUGGAGGUAUCAUGUUGCACAACCCUCUAUCAAUAUUGAAAAUAUAAUGAAACUGAGUCUCCAAUAUGAACCACCAGCGAUCGAUCCCUGUCUAUAUUCUGAUAUGAACUUAAGAAGAAGUCCGUUACUAACGGGAAGUUACUUACCUAUUCUUUUUAACGAGUUACAACCUAAUUACAGUUUAUUUCCAAAAAAAUCUUUGAUAGGUGCAGCUGGACCUGCCAUUAAUAAUACACCUGCUAUACCAGUAAGAUCAUCCGCUCGCAGAUCAAGUACUUUAUCUACUAUCGGUAAAUCAGAAUCUUUAUUGAAUUUAAAUGCUUCAACUAAUGAUAAUGAUACUAACCAAGUUACAGGUAUUGGAAAAAUUGAUGGUCCAACCAUUAAAGAGCUUGCUCAAAGACAAUCAACACAACAAACACUGAUGAAGUCCAUAAGAGAUAUGUUUAAUAUCGAUACUGACCUAUUCCAUGUUACAGAUGAUCUAGUUUUUAAGUCGAAUAUUGAAAAGGCCGUUAAGUCUAGACCAACAAGUAUAGUUUUAGAAUCACCGAGGAAAUUUUCACAACAGUCAUUCGGUAAUAACACUUCGAGAGAUUCGCAUGAUAUGAAUAGAUUAAGUAAAACUUUAGAAAAUAUGAGCUUUUUUGAAGGUAUCGGUAACGUUUCUGAUACCUUCAAUGAAUCCGUUAUAGAUGUUGUAUUAAAGUCUGCUUCCUUAGAAAGAAUAUUUGAUUUACUGGUUCUUACAGCAAAUGUUUUUUCCAAGUUAGUUGAUACCAAAGAUUUAGAAAAUCAUUUUAAAAAUAAAACCAAAAGCUUCAACACGCCAGAAGGAAAGGAAAGAAACUCUAUUGGUUUAUUAGAUUAUGCGUUUGUUAAACUAGUUCUAGACGAUGAUAUUUUUACUGAAACAUUUUUUGACUCCUAUAGGAGCUUUACAACUACUACUAAUGUUUUAGAAAACUUGGCAAAGAGAUACAUCGGGGCCAAGAGUUGCGCUGUAACAAUUACAUCCAUGUUAGACUUAGGCAAAGACCCUAAAAACUAUGUGGAAAAUCAAAGCUUUCCAAAUUGGAAUUCCAAAAUUCAAGACGAGAAAGAUGUUAACUUUAUCUAUGUAGCAAAAAUCCAGAUCGGUGCUGCUGAAGCAAUUUUCCAUCUUGUUUUAAAUCAUUAUAGUGAUUUUACCGAUGAUCCUAAAUGUAAUUCGAUCUUCUUUGAUAUUCUCAAAGUUAUGGAAAAAGAAGUGACAAGUGAAUGGCCAUCAAGAUUACAAGAUAUGAAGGCCCAUGAAAAUGAACCACGUGGAUCUUAUGAAGAUGUCUCUAAAUUGGUUGAGAAAUUAACACAACUUUUCCAAACAACUAAGUCCACAUACCAAAAGGAACUUUACAGACCAGUUGGUAUCAAUAGAACCCAAAAAAAGAUAACAGAUAUACUAGAAUCAUUUAAAUUAUUUUCUUAUGAUGAACUUCGGAGUUUAUUGAACAGUAAACAACUCGAUGAUAGCUUAUUAUCACAGUUUCACAACUUGAAGUACGAUAACUACCAACAGAUUCUCGACUGGCUUCAAGAUUUAAACACCUUCCUUGCUGAAAGGAUGCAGUUUAUUGACAAGAGAGACUGGAUUGCUGUUUAUCAGAUUUUAGAAUUAGAGUCUUCAAAGUCGCUUACAUCAUUUUACAAUUAUCCAUUAAAUGUCCUUUCUUCCAACUUGGUCAACACAACAUCUGCUCAACUAAAAGAUUUAGAAAUUUUGAAUAUACUUACCUGGAUUUCGACUCUUGUAGUUACUAACAAAUUGACGGAGAGUCAAUCGCUAAUACUUGAAAAAUUACCAAACUCGAUUCAAAUUAUUAUCAAACUUCAUCGUUCAUUAACGGCAUUUUUCCAAGUUGAAAUUUCAAAUUCCAAAAUAAAUCUAAAUGAUCGUAAUAACAUAUGUGCUGUUCUUAUUCAAAUGCUGAAUUACGCACGAAAUAAAAAUGCAAGCUUGGAUUUAUUCGAGGCUACAGAAUCGACAGACCCACAUGGCCUUUCUUCACAUAUUCCAUCCUUUAUUGAAACAGCUAUUUCAAAUGCAAUCAUUUCCCCGGAAAGUAGAUUCUUCGAACAAAGUUGGAAGAAUGGACAUGCCUUGCUAUGCCGUGAUCAAGACCCCUCACAUCAAAGUUUUAAUUCGAUCAGCAAUAUAUUAGAAGGUAUUGAUGAUAAACAUAUGAAAUCUUUCAUUGAAAUCGAUAAUGUGUUUGAUUCAUGUAUUCCAGCACUUGCACCUUGCCCUGGGUGGCUCAUCUGUCGACUACUUGAAAUAUCCCAGUUUGUCCCAAAUAUGAGUAUCUCAAAUACUAGACUUAUUAACUUUGAUAAAAGAAGAUUUGUACAUAAUAUAAUUGCUAACAUUUCAGCACUAAUCCCAGGAAAGUCCAAGAAAUUGUCAAACAAAUGUGGUUACAUAUUGAUGAAUGAUUUCCAGGAUUCGGACAAAUCUUUCAGAAAGGCAAGCAGAGAGCUUGCAAUAUCUGAAGCAAGGGGAUCCAAAUACCAGGAAACUGGAGUCUUUAAUGAUAUUCUGGUCUUAGAAGUUGAGAAAAUCAAAAGAGAACAAGCAAAAUUAAACAGUUUACGUACUCAAGAACGUGACGCUAUCCACUCCAAUAAAAUGCAACAAGAUAUUAAUAGACAAAAAGGUAGAUUUUCACCAAUGGCACCUGUUCAAUCAUCUUCUCAAUAUGGAACCACAGGCACUUCGUCUUCAAAUACUAUUACUUCGACAUCUGGUACAAUUUCAAAGAAGAGUAGAAACUCCAUCACUAAUAUACCUCAUAGAACUUCUGUUGGCGGUACCAAUCAACCCACUCAAGCAGGAGGUGUUAGCAAAAAGCUUGGUGGAUUUUUCAGACGGCCAUUCUCUAUCGCUGGUUUUAACACAUCAAUAUCAAAUUACUCCCUAAACAGCUCACUUUCUCAAGAAGCCGGUUCGAAGAAAGUUAUUGAAUCAUACCUGUUACCUGAUAUAACUAAUCAAGUUAUUAAUGAUUCAAGGCAUACUCUGUGCAUAAAGACAUUUGAAAUCAAAAAUAUAUUGGAAAUCAUGAAUCAUAGAAAUAUUCCUGCGUAUUCUUUCUCUUUCAAGAUAAUAAUGCAAGAUAAUCAUGAAUAUACGAUCCAAGCAACCAGUUCAGAUGACUUAUAUGAAUGGAUAAAGAUGAUUAAAGCUUCCAAAAGAUAUUCAUUCCAUUCCAAAAAAUUCAAGGGACGGACCUCAAAUAAGGUAUUCGGUGUUCCGCUAGAAGAUAUAUGUGCUAGGGAAGGAACAGUUAUCCCUACCAUAAUUGUUAAACUAUUAGAAGAAAUCGAAUUAAGAGGUUUAGAUGAGGUUGGUUUGUAUAGAAUACCAGGAUCCGUAGGUAGUAUCAAUGCCUUAAAGAAUGCAUUCGAUGAGGAGGGUGCAACAAGUAAUACCUUUACCCUAGAAGAUGACAGAUGGUUUGAAAUUAAUGCCAUUGCCGGUUGUUUUAAAAUGUACUUAAGAGAAUUACCAGAUUCGUUAUUCACAAAUGAAAAGGUAAGUGAAUUUACAAAACUUGCGUUGAGUUACAAGGCCAAUGAGAUCUCAUACGAAGUUUACAAAAGUAACAUGACUACUUUAUUGAACCAGUUACCUGUUUGUUACUACCAGACUAUGCGUAGAAUCGUGUUACAUCUUAACAAAGUGCACCAACAUGUAUCUACCAAUCGUAUGGAUGCAUCUAAUUUGGCAAUUGUCUUUUCAAUGAGUUUUAUUGAUCAAGAAGACCUAUCUAACAGCAUGGGUCCGACAUUGGGAGCUGUUCAAUCAAUCCUGCAAGAUUUUAUCAAAGUUCCUACUGAUUUCUUUAUAGAAUCAAAAUAA